Messenger RNA from Cokeromyces recurvatus, 1575 nucleotides. RefSeq lists its product as uncharacterized. The coding region runs from base 374 to 1453 and encodes 359 amino acids. Gene Ontology annotation, cellular component: nucleus. The record is from RefSeq and is a predicted model, not a curated record. NCBI's taxonomy places the organism in Eukaryota, Fungi, Mucoromycota, Mucoromycetes, Mucorales, Mucoraceae. The transcript is spliced from 5 exons. Gene Ontology annotation, molecular function: protein binding; nucleic acid binding.
UGAAGCUUAAUUCAAACAUAUUAACUAUAUAUAUUUCACAAUAUAGACGCCAAUAAAGGUUAUUUAUGAUAAAACAUUAAAUUGCAUCAUUGCAAUUACGACAAAGAAAAAAUUAGGAGAACGUAAAAAUUAUGUACGCUUAAUAGAUCCUAUAAGUGGACAACCAUUAACAGAUAGUCAACUACUUUGGGAAGAUGCACACUCUAGUUAUAAUGCUGUAGUUCUUUCAGCUGCUGGUUGGUCGGUUAAAAAUGAAAAUAAAGUAUAUAAAUAUUUUUGCGUUGGAUUUAGCUAUUCAAAAGAUUCACUUCAGCAAUAUGGUAUUAAUAAGAAUGGAGCAAAUACCUAUACAAAAUCAAUAAUAGAUGAUGAAAUGGGCACAAUGAUUUUAUUUAGAUUAAAGGCAAAACCAAAGAACUCAACCUCAACAAAUACAUAUUCAAUAAAACGAGUUUGGAUACAUGUACAUUUACCAGGUGGUGUUUACGCUAUUUGUCCACAUCCAACUGGUAUCCUAUUUUCUGCAGGAAAAGAAUUUUAUUUAUAUAAUCUCAAUCCCAUUAAUGGAAAGCUUGUUAAUACCUCACAUAAGACGCUUGACUUCCCUAUUACAUCCUUGCAUUAUCGUGAAGACUGUAUAUGUGUUACUUCUCACAAAAGUUCUAUAUCUUUCUUUAAGUAUAACUCUGAAACAAGACUAAUUGAGUUUGUUAAAAGUGAUUUUAUUCCUCGUAAUAUACAUCAUUCUCUGCUACUUAAUAGGCACCUUGCGGUUGGUGUUAAUCAGUCAGGUGGAAUGGUAGCAUUAUAUGAUGAUCCUAAUGAUAUAAGGCAACGGCUUCAAUGUGUAUUUUCAUUUCAUUACUCGGAUAUUAUUGUCAGACCUAAAUUAGCAUUACUUAGAUCACAAACUGAUCUUCUUUAUGAUAGUACAAGUUCGAUCAUGCAACAUAUUUUACCGUGGUCAGUAGCAACAUCUAAUUCUACUACAAAGAAUACAGUAAAGCCUAUAGUAGGUUGCACUAUUUCAGGUGGAAUGAUUCAUGUGUAUCGUAUCAGUGAGAUGCUUUAUUCUGUCCUAAGUAUUCUUCAAGAUAUUUUGAUUAAUUAUGAGCCUGCAAUGCCUCUCCUGGGCUCCUUAAAAAAUUUUCAAUGGUAUCGCGCACUGGCAAAUGAAGGAGAAAAAUCAACAAUUCAUGGUGAUUUGUUAAUUGAAUAUUUCUGUAACCGUUUGUCAAUAUUAGAAAAAAUGGAGGUUGUUCAAGAUAAAACCAACAAAAAUGAUAUUAGCCCAAAGUUAAAGUCAGCAUUAAUUUCGCUUUUUUCUAAAAAUCAAGAAAUAAGACAUCACAGCAAUGUUGUUACUACAAAUUCUACAGAUAUAGAUUUUAGUCCUGGAAAUGUUGUUUACCUGCUUGAUAAUAUUUUAUUAGAAUUUGAAAAAUAUCGUUAACAGAGUUGAAAUAAUAAUAUUCUUUUUUUUAAAAAAAAAAUCAUAAUCUGUAUAAAUAUCUUUUAUAUUUUAAUAAUUUAUAGUGCCUAUUGUGUUAUUCUAAUUAUUAAUAUAUAUAAAAC